Messenger RNA from Linderina pennispora, 906 nucleotides. RefSeq lists its product as uncharacterized. Gene Ontology annotation, biological process: rRNA methylation. Bases 1 to 906 code for a protein of 301 amino acids. The transcript has 3 exons. Gene Ontology annotation, molecular function: RNA methyltransferase activity; RNA binding. NCBI's taxonomy places the organism in Eukaryota, Fungi, Kickxellomycota, Kickxellomycetes, Kickxellales, Kickxellaceae. The record is from RefSeq and is a predicted model, not a curated record.
AUGUUUGCAUGGACACGGACGGUGGUGCGCAAUUCCCUGAGCGUUAGCAAAGCACAAUGCCGGUUUUACGCUAGCGGCAAGUCCAAGAAGCGCGGCCCACACCCGUCAGUCAAAUACCCGCUGACCAGCAACAUGAUGAUGCGCAAUAGCAUGGACUUUCUCUAUGGCAUGCAGCCGGUCUACGGCCUGUACGUGCAGCACCAGCGCGAGGGCGAUGCACCGGCGCCAGAGCGCAUGCGGGCGCUGGAGCUGGCAGCGCAGCAGGACAUUCCAGUCAAGCAUGUGCCCCGGGAUCUCCUCGACCGCAUGCCGACCAUCCUGGCGGCCGACGAGUGCAAGCAGCUGGGGCCGCUCGCUGACUCGCAGUACUGGGUGGAGAUCCAGACCACGCGCACGCAGCUGACGCCGCAGCGGCCAUUCCCGCUGUGGGUGCUGGUGGACCGGGUGCAGGACCCGCGUAACCUGGGGUCGAUUGUGCGCUCGGCUAUGUUCUUUGGCGCCGACGGCCUGGUUGCGUCGCGCAAGGACUCGUGUGUUCCGAAUGCGGUGGUGGCCAAGGCCAGUGCCGGCGCCCUGGAGGCCACGCGCUUCUUGCGCUGCCGCAAUGUCGACAGGUUCGUCGAGAAGUCGCGCGAGAACGGCUGGCUGGUGGUCAGCGCCGCCGCGGGCGCCUCGGGAGACCCCCGGAUGGCCACCGUCGGCGGGAUGGGCGAGAUCGACCGCCCCGUGCUGCUGGUGCUGGGCAAUGAGGGCGGCGGCGUGCGCUCCUCGGUGCUGGACAUGAGCCAUGUGCUGCUCAGCAUCCCUAUGCGGUCGGAGCUGCCCAGAUACUUUGACUCGCUGAACGUCGGCGUCGCUGCCGGCGUGAUCCUGUCGUCCCUGCGGUUCAAGGGCGAGGAGUCGUAG